This is a messenger RNA of Parasteatoda tepidariorum (common house spider), 4400 nucleotides long. It is a transcript of the gene P5CDh1, whose product is annotated as delta-1-Pyrroline-5-carboxylate dehydrogenase 1. NCBI's taxonomy places the organism in Eukaryota, Metazoa, Arthropoda, Arachnida, Araneae, Theridiidae. Gene Ontology annotation, molecular function: L-glutamate gamma-semialdehyde dehydrogenase (NAD+) activity. Gene Ontology annotation, cellular component: mitochondrial matrix. The record is from RefSeq and is a predicted model, not a curated record.
AUUAUAAUAUAUAACUGAAGAGAAGACAUGCAAUAUUUAUUGUCGUCUGUGUGUUUUGAGAAGUUCUGUUCUGAAAUCGGUUUCAUGUGGAGAAUCUCAUUUAUUACCAAUAUUUAACCGUUUUAUUGCUAUAAUAUUUAAAGUUUAAAAAUGUUAUGGAUCAGACGAAACGUAUUCAAAAGUCAAAUUAGAAACUUGUUUUAUAAAAGAUUACAACCUAUUUCAUUAGCUGCCAAAGUAAAAGACUUUGACGUAAAAAAUGAGCCUAUUUUGCAAUAUCUCAAGGACAGUGACGAAAGAAAAGCUCUCUAUAAGGCUAUUGACAAGUACAAGAAUACCUGUACUGAAAUACCUAUUAUAAUCGGAGGCAAAGAAUUACAAUCCAAUGAGAUCAAAUACCAAGUCAUGCCUUCUGACCAUGGAAAGAAGAUAGCUAAAUAUCACUGGGCUAAUGCUGAAAUGAUCAGAAGUGCAAUUACAGAAAGCCAGAAAGCAAGAACAGAAUGGGAGAGAACACCUCUGACUGAAAAAAUCUCAUUGUUCCAUAAAGCAGCUGAUCUUGUCAGUGGGAAAUAUCGAAUGGAUUUAAAUGCCACCACAAUGCUUGGACAAGGGAAGAACAUAAUUCAAGCUGAAAUAGAUGCAGCAGCAGAAUUUGCUGAUUUUCUUAGGUUCAAUGCCUAUUUUGCUAAAGAAUUGACAAAGUAUCAACCAAUUAGUCCAGAUCCAAAAUCUACUGUAAAUUCAUUCCGUUUUCGAGGUUUAGAGGGUUUCAUUGCUUCAAUAUCUCCAUUUAAUUUCACUGCGAUUGGAGGUAACCUUGCUACUGGUCCAACACUGAUGGGCAAUGUUAUAUUGUGGAAACCCUCGGAUACUGCUGUGCUUUCAAAUUUUGUGAUAUAUAAUCUUUUAAUAGAAGCAGGAUUUCCCCCUGGUGUUAUCAAUUUUCUUCCAUCAGAUGGUCCAGUAUUUGGAGAUGUCAUUACCUCUUCCCCACAUCUUGCUGGCAUUAAUUUCACUGGCAGCCUUAGGACUUUUAAAAUACUUUGGAAAAUGACUUCUGAAAAAAUAGACCUGUAUAAAAACUUUCCCAGACUUGUUGGAGAAUGUGGGGGCAAGAAUUUUCAUUUUGUUCACAAAUCUGCUGAUGUCCAAACUGUAGUAGCCUCUUCUAUUAGGUCAGCCUUUGAAUACAGUGGUCAAAAAUGUUCUGCUUUGGAUAGAAUGUAUGUUCCUGAAAGCCUAUGGCCGAAGAUUAAAGAAGGUUUGCUAGAAAUCAGGAAUCAAAUCAAAGUUGGCUCUCCUCUUGAGCCGGAUACUUUUGUUUCCGCUGUCAUUGAUGAUAGGGCGUUCAAAAAAAUUAAAGGAUUUAUUGAUCAUGCAAAAUCUUCACCAAGUCUGAAGAUAUUGGCUGGAGGAACAUGUGACGACAGCAAAGGGUAUUUCAUUGAACCUACAAUAAUAGAGACUGAAAAUGCUGGUGAUAUGAUUAUGAAAGAAGAAAUAUUCGGUCCCAUCUUAGUUAUAUAUGUUUAUAAAGAUUCUUCCCUACAAGAGACCUUAGAGCUGGUGAAUGAUAAUCAGUAUGCUUUAACUGGAGCUAUCUUUGGUCAAGAUCAAGCGUUUUUGGAAUAUGCUACUGAGUUUUUGAAAAAUGCUGCUGGAAACUUUUAUAUCAAUGACAAGUCAACAGGUUCUGUUGUUGGUCAACAACCCUUUGGUGGAAGUAGAUUGUCAGGUACCAAUGAUAAAGCUGGAGGCCCGCAUUACAUGCUUAAAUGGACAACACCACAAGUUAUAAAAGAGACAUUUGUGCCUCAACCUGACUGGAGAUAUCCCUAUAUGUCUGUUUAAAAUACUUCUUUGUGAAACUAAUACUUACACUUGUCUUCCAUGUAUAAAAGUAUAUUCUGCAUCUUUGAAAAACUUAUCUUGCUUUAAACGAGGUCAAAUAAUUCCAGAGAUAUUCUGAAAUUGAGUAUGAAAAUAGCACAUAGGAAUUUUAUAGUUGUCUAAAAAAUGUCAUUCGAGAAACUGUUAUUUAUCUGAAGGUGUUUUUUUAUAUGUAUAAUUAUCUAAACAGCAUCAAACAAAAGUCUUUUGUUUCGGUUCUUUAAAACGUACUGAAACAGUUUAAAAGGCUAUUGUGCCUUUGCAUUUUAAGUAAUUGUUUUUAUCUUACUUACUUUUGUUUUGAAUUUUUUUACAUAACUAAAGUAGUUUCUCCUUACCGUGAAAUCCUCCCUAUACCGAAUUUCACACUAAAAGGAAAUAAAUGUCCCAGUAACGAAUACUGCUAUAACAACAUUCAAAAUGUUCUCCGUGUGACAAAAUGAUUGUCUAUCUAUAAUGAAGGUGUUAGACAUUUAUUUUCUCAAAUUUUGUUAUUUUCGGAAUUUUUCAGAUUAUAAAUUUAUUUUUAUGAUAUUUGUUGUUUUUUGAAGAAAAUUGCAAUUGGUAGCUGGAGUUUCUGUGAAAUCUGAAAUUUUUGUACCUGUAUCUAGAGUCUAUCUCCAGGAAUAAUGCGUAACUAUAUGAUUCUAUGUGUAGGAACAUGACUAUUUCAAGCACAGGUUUUAAAUCAUUUUUAUUUUAUUUACAAACAUAAUUAUAUAGUCAUGAACUUUUCCCUCUAAAUAAAAAAAUUUAACAUUUAUUUAAAUAAUUGUAAAAAUAUUUCUGUUUUAGUAUUCAAAGAUCUGCAUAACAAAAUUUUCUUGGUAGAAAAUUUUUCAACUAAGAUCAGUAGAUUUCAUUAUAGAAAGUCUUUACUGUAUUUUAAGAAGUUAUGUUUAACUAUAGUAAUGAUAUUUUCUUACUAAUAGGUAUACCUUUACAUAUUUAUUACUUUUUACCUGAUUAUUUCUUACUCUCUUGCCACCUUAGUUUUUCAUGUUAUGAAUUUGUUUUAUAUCGCUAAAGCAAAGUUAUAUUGGUUCUGAUAAGAUAUUGUCUAAUUGUUACUCUUUAAGAAUCUAUCUAUUUUGUUCCGUUAUUAUGAAUCUCUUUUUUUAUGUUAUAUUUUUGUUUUUCUUCUGUUAUAUGCAUAUUUCAUCAUAAUGUACCUUUUACUUAACUCUCUAAAUUACAAUUGUUUAUUGCUUUAUGUUCUUGUUUUUCUUUUACAUUAACUCUUACUUAUUCUUUAAAUGCGUUUAUACGACCGGUGAACCAAGAUCUGAUUUAUUAAACAGAAUAUUAUUUUGUUUCAAAGUUUUAUAUUUUAUGAAGUUAUUACUAUGAAGUUAGUUACAAACAAUUACUAAAAAGUUUCCUUGUCCUCAUAUUUAUUUUUAGUUGUCUCACUAACUUCUCUUUACAUAAAUAGUAUUGAAAUAUUUAUGGUUAAAAACCUAUUUUGCUAUUUUUCAUAUGUACUUAUUGCAAAUAUUAAUUACCACAUUAUUAUGAAACAGUAUUUCUCAAACUGUCAAUUUUAAUAACUCUUAUUCAAGAAUAUAGUGAUAUUGAGUUUGGUAUUUAUUUUCAAGUGAAUUUUUCUAAAAGUAAUAUUUUUAUCAAUAACUUUUUCUGUUGAUUAUUUUAAUAUUUAUAAAAAAAAUAUUCACAUUAUUCAGUAAUAUUUUUCGAACUGUAAAAAAAGAGAAGAUUGAAAUUAAAUGUAGUAAAUUGCAUUUUUUUUCAGUAAUUCAUACUAAAAUGUCUCUGUUUCAUUAUUGUAAUUAUUCGUAUAUAUUAAUCAAAUUUUAAUAUGUAAUCCUCUAAUUUUAAAUAAAUUCAAUAAUUAAUCGGUAAUUUUAAAGUAUGACUGUUAGUUUAUGUGUAAUAAUUAUCAAAUUAUAAAAGUGUGUUACAUUUUUAAAGCAUUAGAACUGCUAAAUUUGCAAUUUCAUUUUAAAUGUAUUAAAUUAACGUUGAUAAAUUUGGACGUUAAUUUAAGGAUUUAAUAUUAAAAAUAAAUAAAAGAAGCAUUUAAUAAAUAUUUUUCUAUGAAUGAAUAAUUCAAAAUUAUAUAUAAUUUUUUAAAUGUAUCACAAAAUUAUUAUGAAACAUUCACGCUAUUUCUUAAUUUCAUCUUAAAUUAUAGCUAAAUUUAUAUAAAUUUCUGUAAAAUAUGAUUAUUUAUAGUUGAAAUAUAUCACCUGCAGUCUGUUAUUCACUUUUUACUCUACUUACAUUAACCACUUUCUAUUAUAUUUUAACCCAAAGAAAGAUUUACUUUAUUUCUAUGUCAUCCUUGUUUUAUCUUUGUGAUUUGUCCCUAAAAAUAAACUUUUUAACUCUUCUUUCAUAAAAAGAUCUGAUAGGAAUUUUCCAAAGCAUGUUUAGUUAUAAUACUGUUUUCUUCCAUAUAUUUAGCUAGUCAAUAUAUUGCCAAGUUUUACUUUACAUGCAGUGUUAAACGAUGUUUUUUAAAAUUUAAUUUAUGGUUAAUUUUU